Helianthus annuus (common sunflower) is the source of this 1073-nucleotide messenger RNA. Its product is annotated as pathogen-related protein. The transcript has 4 exons. Lineage: Eukaryota; Viridiplantae; Streptophyta; Magnoliopsida; Asterales; Asteraceae. The record is from RefSeq and is a predicted model, not a curated record. The coding region runs from base 41 to 787 and encodes 248 amino acids.
ACAAGUACAAAUUCCACUUCGAAAAAAAAAAGAGAGAGAUAUGGAAAAUUUGAAGAUAGAAGAAACAAUAAACAAGGCUGGAGAAAAGUAUCGAUCAUUUCUCCAUGAAGAAGCUGAGAACACCCAUUGGAGGCAUGGUGGUCCUCCCAUCUACGACGCCGUUAACAAACUCUUCGAAGAAGGCCGAACCAAGGUAUGGGAAAAGGGAUCACUAGAAGAAACGGUUCAAAAUGCAAUAAAAUCAUGGGAGAUGGAACUCAGUCAUAAAACUCGUAUACAAGACUUCAAGACCAUCAACCCUGAGAAAUUCAAGCUUAUUGUCAAUGGAAGAGAGGGGUUGUCCGCGGAGGAAACACUGAUGGUGGGGAGUUACAACGCAUUACUGAAGAGUACACUUCCAGAAGAGUACAAGUACUACAAAGCGGAGGAAGAGACCUUCGAAUCAUCUCAUGAAGUUUUCCGAUCGGCAUUUCCUCGUGGAUUUGCGUGGGAGGUGAUAAGUGUUCAUUCCGGACCACCAGUGAUAACAUACAAAUUUCGACAUUGGGGUUACUUUGAAGGUCCAUAUAAAGGCCAUGCUCCCACCGGCGAAAUGGUUGAUUUCUACGGCAUGGGAAUCCUCAAGGUUGAUGAACAAUUGAAAGCAGAAGAUGUUGAAAUCUAUUACGAUCCAGCAGAUCUAAUCUCGAAGCUAAUCAAGGGGCCGUUAAUCGACGAACAACAAAACGCUAACGUGGAGAGUUCUCCAGCAAACGCCGGUAGCUGCCCGUUCAACAAGCAAGCAUGAUCCAAUGAGAUUUGCACGAUCUCAAAUAUGUGGUUUUCUAGUAUGUGUGCCAUGUUGAUUGUGUUGGCCAGUUCAGAAUUAAUUGGGAUGUGAUGUAAUUUUAGUGUGUUCAAAAUUUCAUGUGGGUUAUUCGUGUGUCCUUAAUACAAGCUACUUCGAUUACUUGCGAGAUGCGUGACAAAUGCACCGACAAGUUCGACUAGAUUAUCGGGUUGUAAACAUGUUCAAUGGUCAUAAACAGGUGUAAUAAAGUUGUAAACUGGUUAAAUGUUCAAUUUUAGUACAA